AUGGCUGUGGGUCCCAAACCUCCGGGUGCCAUCGGCUUGCCAGACAGGAACUUUUCACAGUGUGACUCGCUGCUGAUCGGGAACAAGGGCGAGGCACACGGGGGUCGAAGAGCACGAGUCUUCCGAUGCCGGCAUGGCGGCCAACCACGGAAGGCCUCCACCUUUCCUUACAUAGAGGCUGCUGAUGGGAACAAUCAGGUGGAGCAUGAGGCCACAACCUCAAGAGUCUCUGAAGAGCAGCUCUUGUACCUCACAAGCCGGGGUCUUGCACCUGAAGAAGCUGUAUCCCUCGUCAUUAAUGGCUUUUGUCAGGAUGUCUUCGACCAGCUGCCCAUGGAAUUUGCCUCGGAGGCUCAGAAGCUCCUGUCACUCAAGCUUGAAGGUACAGUUGGAUAG
Messenger RNA from Durusdinium trenchii, 396 nucleotides. NCBI's taxonomy places the organism in Eukaryota, Dinophyceae, Suessiales, Symbiodiniaceae. The record is from the annotation of a GenBank genome assembly.